Messenger RNA from Orbicella faveolata, 2400 nucleotides. RefSeq names its product N-acetylglucosamine-1-phosphotransferase subunit gamma-like. Gene Ontology annotation, cellular component: Golgi apparatus. The record is from RefSeq and is a predicted model, not a curated record. NCBI's taxonomy places the organism in Eukaryota, Metazoa, Cnidaria, Anthozoa, Scleractinia, Merulinidae.
CGCGGGCGCCAGUUUAGAAGAAAACAAAAAUGUCGGCGCUGUGUUGUGGAUUCCUUCUGCAGACUUCAAUGUUAUUCCUGUUUUUUCGAGUGACCAGACUUGAAAAGGUGAAAAUUGUGGAAGAACCAGCUGUAUACAGGUCUGGAUUGAACAACUAUUAUCAACCGGCUAGCUCUCCCCAAAAUGCAAACAAGCUUAUGGCCAGAGUGAAACCAAGCCCUGUUUUAGGGCCACCCCAUCUCCAUGUUUUGGCUGGAAAGUGCUUUCCCUUAAUAAAUAAUGGGUACAAGUAUGAGUUCUGUCCAUUUCAUAAUGUGACUCAAAAGGAACAAACAGUAAGAUGGAAUGCAUUUGCAGGCAUUCUAGGUGUGUGGAAGGAAUGGGUCAUUGUCAACAACACAUUUCAAGCCAUGCUGUUUGCAAAUGGUGAUAUGUGUCCUGGAGAGAAACCACGGCAGACAAAGGUAUUAUUAAGAUGUGGAGAGCAGAACAAAGUCAUGUCAGUAGUUGAACCUACAAUAUGUCAUUAUGAAUUGAGAUUUGAGACCCCUUUGGCUUGUCCUAUAGAUGCAUUCUUAGUUUAUCCAGUACUCAGUCCAGAAGGCCAGAAAGAAUGGGAACAAAUAGAGGAGGCAUUAUAUCGUGAAGAGCUAACCAUGCAAGGCUACAAGAAAUACAGACGAGCACUCUUCCAGAAGGAAAACCUAAUUCCUCAAGAUGGAACAGAAAAUGAAAAACACAGUGAUAAAAAAAAGGACAAGGAGCCUUUGGUAGGGGCUUUGAGUUCAGAUGCAGGGGAUCAUAAAGCACAGAAGAGCUUUGAUUUUAAUUCUAAAGAAGAGUGUUCUAAGGCUUACAGUGAUAUCUUGGCUGAGGUGCAAAGACUAAGAAAACUUCUAAACAUUAGUUGUUUUGGAAGUAAUGAGAUGAACACAGAUACUCAAACAAACAAAUCCUCUCGCUCAAACCAUAGCCAACAAUGGCCGAACACUGAAACAGGACAAGAAACGCAAAUUUCAGCACAACAGAAGAGAGUGCUGGUUGGGGUGGAAAGAACUGUAAAAGGUGAAACAGGAGUGAGGAGUAAAGAACAGAAAAGCCCAGUGGAAACAGGAGACAAUAAGGCGUUCGUAACUUUAGUAAAGAAUUUGAAAGGUGAUUCAGGAGUGAAUUCCAAUUCAAGUGACAGUAAACAAAGAAAAGGUACAUCUCUUAAAGAAAGUGCUUUGAAAAAAUCACAGGAAAACAAACUAAGGGGCAAGGCUGGAGAAUUUUAGUGUACACGAUAAAGAAUUUACAGACCAGGGGAAAGCGUCACAGUUGUCGUGCAUUACACUGUACUGACUGGUAUGAGGGGAAGAGAUUUAACGACAAGUAGUCAAAGGUGUUGUACGUUUAGGGGCAAGUUUUCAGAGGCUUCACAAAUUUGGGGACAAGUGUUGAGGUGUUGAAGAUUUCAGGACAAGUGGCCAAAGGUAUUAGAGGUGUAGCGACAAGUUGUCAGAGUUGUUGCUAAGCUUCAUGGAGUCCUCAUGAUGUACUGUUUGGUAUGAGAUGCUUGGACUACCCUUGGUGUCAAAGACUCGAGGUGCUCUAGGUGUCAGACGGAGUCGGUUGGGACAUGAGUUGGGAUGACACUUCGAUAAUUUCGAUAAAUUAGGCAAAACAGAAAUGUGAGCGAAGCCAGAGGAUGACUGAAAUAAGGUCGUCAACAAUGUUGUUGCAAAAUAGCUGCUUUGUUGUGAAGGACAGGGUCAGUUGUAAAUUAUUGGAAAAAGGAUCUAGAAGUAGCAAGUAGCAGUCAACAAGGAAGAGAAGGGCAUACCUGUGAUAAUGCGUACAUGUAAUAAAAGGUGGAUAUUCUUUUGAUAUUGAAAGAAAUGAACCCCUUCAUUUAUGUAACCUGGUGAUCUUUUUUUCUUUUUAAGUCUUCUUAAAUGCGGCAGCUUGUAAAGCGUGUAGAGAACUGCUUGUCACCUCCUCCCAACCCCUUUUUUAAAUUUGUGUUUUUAAGUUUAGCCCAGUCUACACUCGAAUGUCGCGUGUUUGAAUUUUAGUUCGCAUGGUGACUCAGAGAAGGAGCUGGUUAAUUUAGCUUUCAACAACUGCUGUCUAAAAGAGGUCUGCCCGAGGUCAUCAGUAAGUCAUUGAAGAUGCAAGUCCAACAAUUUUCGUCCAUUAUCGUAUAUGGAACGGCCCUGAGAUGUAACGGGUCGCCAUUUAGCCCCGCAAUUACGCCGUUUGCAUUGUGGCGAUAAUCUGCUUUCUUUAGACAGAACUGAGCUUUUGCCAUAUGAAUUAGGGCUUAGAACUGAAACUGAACGGUCAUGUCUAGCUGGUGUUGGCGACAUUUGGCCUGUUUGUACCAUUUUAGUCUCUCAAAUAAAGAGUAGACGUUUU